Osmerus eperlanus (European smelt) is the source of this 2274-nucleotide messenger RNA. RefSeq lists its product as uncharacterized. The transcript has 7 exons. Bases 51 to 2213 code for a protein of 720 amino acids. The record is from RefSeq and is a predicted model, not a curated record. NCBI's taxonomy places the organism in Eukaryota, Metazoa, Chordata, Actinopteri, Osmeriformes, Osmeridae.
AAAACCUAUGCCCGCUUGUGGUAUGUUGCAAAUCGAAAGAGUCUUCCAACAUGGUGUCAGGGAUCAAUCCCUUUUUGUGCUCCUUGGUACUGGUGACUUUAACGUCUUUUGUAGCAGUUUCUUAUGGGAGUAUAAGUGAUAUGAGCACAUUAAGGCUUAACAAUGAAGAUACCGAUUCGACCAAAAUUUGGACAAAGUUUAGACGAGACGGUCGUAAUUAUGCAAAUGAGCCUGGAACCUCAACUGGCGUAAUAACUCGAAAUGGAUCUCUUGCCUUUGAUUCCGAUUAUGAGACUAACUCAGCGGAUGUGGAUUCUCGGCACCUGUUGAUGAAUGCCAAACUCAAACGCAUCGGGCCUUCGGUGCAUUGCUCUGAUGACGCAAUGACCUUGCGAGUGAAUGGAGAGAGGAUUCCCCGUUUUCUGGUUGACAAUGGUGAAGGGUCUCUCAUUCCGUUGAAUCGGAUGCCUUCUCAUUGUGGGUUCUCUGUGAGGCGGUCCCGCAGAGACGUGCUUUUUGUAGCUCCAUACAAAGGCUGCCAUGUAACUGAACAGGGUGGUGAUCAUGUACUGCAUCUAAGACUAUGGGGGGAAUCCAUGACAAUGUCUUGUCCCGUUUUGCCCUCUCCACUUUCUGUAACCUGCUUCACUUACGGAAUGUUGUUAAAUAUGGGUAAUAUUGGAGCAGAUGCACUCAAGGUGAAAGUCUAUGAUGUAUGGAAACCUGUGCUGUCAUCUGGAGAACUUUGUGGAUUUGCUAUGGUGUCACACUCCAGAGAAACGGUGAUUACUGCUCCUUACAAAGAACCCUGCAUCAAGAUAAAGGAUAAUAAGCAUGUUCUUGUCCUGCAUGCUAAUGGUCAAGAGGUUUCGGUAUCCUGCCCAUCUCAAACUAGCCCUGUGGAUCCUCUGAUGCCCUCCACCACCACGGCUACACCAACUACUGGGGGCUCCUCAGACACUCAGUCCACAGAGCUGCCUUCUUACCGUGGGUACCAACGGUUUCCAGGGUCUCGUUCGUUCCCUGAACCUUUCCCGACAACUGACACUACUAGGGCUGCCCCCACAGAGCUUCCUCAAUACCCUAGGUUCCCCACACCAUUCUCAACCACUGCCUCAACGAGAGCUGCACCCACGGAUCCUCAGAUGCCUGCGUUGCCUCAAUACCCCGCGUUGCCUCAAUACCCCGCGUUGCCUCAAUACCCUAGGUUCCCCACACCAUUCUCAACGACUGCCUCAACGAGAGCUGCACCCACGGAUCCUCAAAUGCCUGCGUGGCCUCAAUACCCCGCGUGGCCUCAAUACCCCGCGUGGCCUCAAUACCCCGCGUGGCCUCAAUACCCCGCGUUGCCUCAAUACCCCGCGUUGCCUCAAUACCCCGCGUUGCCUCAAUACCCCGCGUUGCCUCAAUACCCUAGGUUCCCUACACCAUUCUCAAUGAGCGCUGCACCCACAGAUCCUCAGAUGCCUGGGUUACCUCAAUAUCCCAGGUUCCCUCAAUACCCUAGGUUCCCCACACCAUUCUCAACGACGAGAGCCGUACCGGCUGAUUCACACAUGCCAGAGCUCUCUCAAUACCCCGGAUUCCCUCAAUACCUUAGUUCCCCACCCUACCCCGGAUUCCCUGGGUUUCCUGUACCAUUCCCAUCGACUGCAACUAUGAGACCUGCACCUGCUGAUCCCCAGAUGCUAUCCAUGAUGACAGCUGCACCAACUAGUGCAGACUCAUCUGAUACUGGGGGCUCCUCAGACGCUCAGUUGGCAGAGUUUCCUUUUUACCCUGGGUUACCUCAAUACCCUGGGUUUCCCGGACAGUUCCCAUGGAUUACAACUACGAGAGCUGCGCCUUUUGAUCCCCAGAUGCCAGAACUUCCUCCCUACCCCCUAUUCCCAGGGUUCCCUCCCUACCCUGGGUUCCCCCAAUCCACUUCUGCAGCCUCUGGGUACAAGAAGGCAGCCCUUUACAAUCCUUGGAAACUUAAGGGGGGACAUCAUAUGGUCAUGUACCAGGAUGAUCCUUCCCCUCAGUCGAGUGUUACACUGGCUCCAGCAGGGACCCCCAGGUCUUCCACUACUGCUGGUGUCGAGGACCAGAGGAGGAUUCCAGGUUUUGGUUCUCGCCGCAGUGGUGCACUCCCUCCUUCACCUGCUCCUGAGGACUCGUCCGUAAACACCCUCACCCUGUUAAGUGACUUUUCAAACGAUUCCUCUUGAUGUCUGUAACCGUUUCAUCUUUCAGUGAGACGUGCACUUUAAAAAUAAUUAUUUAACUUUA